Molecule: messenger RNA, 4086 nt
Organism: Ochotona princeps (American pika)
Lineage: Eukaryota; Metazoa; Chordata; Mammalia; Lagomorpha; Ochotonidae
Gene: SIK2
Product: salt inducible kinase 2
Exons: 15
Coding region: 156-2888 (910 amino acids)
Biological process (GO): intracellular signal transduction; protein phosphorylation; microtubule cytoskeleton organization
Cellular component (GO): cytoplasm
Molecular function (GO): ATP binding; protein serine/threonine kinase activity; tau-protein kinase activity
Source: RefSeq, a predicted model, not a curated record
GCGGCGCGCGCCUGGCUGGGCCCUGCGGAGCGGGAGGGAAGAAGCGAAGGAGCGAGCGGAGCGGCCGUCGCCGGAGCCCAGCCGCGCUGCCUGCCGCCCGGCCGCCCGGCCGCCCGCCCGCGCUCCCGUCGCCGUGUCUAGCAGCGGGGCCCAGCAUGGUCAUGGCGGAUGGCCCGAGGCACUUGCAGCGCGGGCCGGUCCGGGUGGGGUUCUACGACAUCGAGGGCACGCUGGGCAAGGGCAACUUCGCCGUGGUGAAGCUGGGGCGGCACCGGAUCACCAAGACGGAGGUGGCAAUAAAAAUAAUAGAUAAAUCCCAACUGGAUGCAGUGAACCUUGAAAAAAUCUACCGAGAAGUACAAAUAAUGAAAUUGUUAGACCACCCUCACAUAAUCAAGCUUUACCAGGUAAUGGAGACCAAAAGUAUGUUGUACCUUGUGACUGAAUAUGCCAAAAAUGGAGAAAUUUUUGAUUAUCUUGCUAAUCAUGGCCGAUUAAAUGAGUCUGAAGCCAGGCGAAAAUUCUGGCAGAUCCUGUCUGCUGUUGAUUAUUGUCAUGGUCGAAAGAUUGUGCACCGUGACCUCAAGGCCGAAAAUCUCCUGCUGGACAACAACAUGAACAUCAAAAUAGCAGAUUUCGGUUUUGGAAAUUUCUUUAAAAGUGGUGAACUGCUGGCAACAUGGUGUGGCAGCCCCCCUUAUGCAGCCCCAGAAGUCUUUGAAGGGCAACAGUAUGAAGGACCACAGCUGGAUAUUUGGAGCAUGGGAGUAGUUCUUUACGUCCUUGUCUGUGGAGCCCUGCCUUUCGAUGGACCCACUCUUCCGAUUCUGAGGCAGAGGGUUUUAGAAGGAAGAUUCCGGAUUCCAUAUUUCAUGUCAGAAGAUUGUGAGCACCUAAUUCGAAGGAUGUUGGUCCUUGACCCAUCCAAGCGACUAACCAUAGCUCAAAUCAAGGAGCAUAAAUGGAUGCUCAUAGAAGUUCCCGUACAAAGACCUGUCCUCUAUCCGCAAGAGCAAGAAAAUGAGCCUUCCAUCGGGGAGUUUAAUGAACAAGUUUUACGACUUAUGCACAGCCUUGGAAUAGAUCAGCAGAAAACCAUUGAGUCUUUGCAGAACAAGAGCUACAACCACUUUGCUGCCAUUUAUUUCUUGUUGGUGGAGCGCCUGAAGUCGCACAGGAGCAGUUUUCCUGUGGAGCAGAGACUUGAUGGCCGCCAGCGUCGGCCUAGCACCAUUGCUGAACAAACAGUUGCCAAGGCACAAACUGUGGGUAUCCCGGUGACCGUGCAUUCACCGAACAUGAGGCUGAUGCGAUCUACCCUGCUACCACAGGCAGCCAACGUGGAGGCAUACUCAUUUCCUGCAUCCAGCUGCCAGGCGGAAGCCGCGUUUAUGGAAGAGGAGUGUGUCGACACUCCAAAGGUGAAUGGCUGUCUGCUCGACCCCGUGCCUCCUGUCCUGGUGCGGAAGGGCUGCCAAUCAUUGCCCAGUAACGUGAUGGAGACCUCCAUUGACGAAGGGCUGGAGACGGAAGGCGAGGCGGAGGAAGACCCCAGUCAUGCCUUUGAAGCAUUUCAGUCCACACGCAGCGGGCAGAGACGGCACACACUGUCCGAAGUGACCAAUCAGCUCGUGGUGCUGCCUGGGACAGGGAAGAUCUUCUCCCUGAGUGACAACCCCUCCCUGGACAGCGUGGACUCGGAGUAUGACAUGGGGUCAGUUCAGAGGGAUCUGAACUUUCUGGAGGACAACCCUUCCCUGAAGGACGUCAUGUUAGCCAAUCAGCCCUCACCCCGCAUGCCAGCUCCCUUCAUAAGCCUGCGGCCCACCAAUCCAGCCAUGCAGGCCCUCAGCGCCCAGAAGCGAGAGGCCCACAACAGGUCGCCAGUGAGCUUCAGGGAAGGCCGCCGGGCGUCGGACACCUCCCUCACCCAAGGAAUUGUAGCAUUUAGACAACAUCUCCAGAAUUUGGCUAGAACCAAAGGAAUUCUAGAGCUGAACAAAGUGCAGUUGCUGUAUGAACACAUGGGACCAGAGGCAGACCCGAGCUUGGCGUCGGCUGCCCCCCAGCUGCAGGACCUUGCCAGCAGCUGUCCUCAGGAGGAGGGUCCUCAGCAGCAGGACAGCGCGCCCCCUCUCCCUCCUAGUGUGCACCAGCUUCCCCAGCGGCAGAGCCUGGAGACCCCGUACCUGCCACACAGGCUCCAGAAGCCCAGCCUCCUGUCCAAGGCUCAGAACACCUGUCCGCUUUAUUGUAAAGAACCGCCACGGAGCCUGGAGCAGCAGCUGCAGGAACACAGGCUCCAGCAGAAACGGCUCUUCCUCCAGAAACAGUCUCAGCUGCAGGCGUACUUUAACCAGAUGCAGAUAGCAGAGAGCUCCUACCCACCGCCAAGCCAGCAGCUGCCCCUGCCCCGCCAGGAGCCUCCACCACCAUCCCAGCAGCCCCCGCCCUUCAGCCUGACCCAGCCCCUGAGCUCUGUCUUGGAGCCUUCUUCUGAGCAAAUGCAAUACAGCCCUUUUCUCAGCCAGUACCAGGAGAUGCAGCUGCAGCCCCUGUCCUCCACGCCACAGCCACCACCUCCCCCGCCGCCGCCCCCGCCACAACAGCCAGGAGCUGCUGCAGCGCCCUUACAGUUCUCCUAUCAGACUUGCGAGCUACCCAGUGCCACUGCUCCUGUCCCAGACUACCCCGCUGCCUGUCAGUAUCCCAUGGACGGGGCUCAGCAGAGCAGCCUCCCGGGGCCAGAUCGUCCCAGGAGCUCCGGACUGCCAGAGAACCCAUCCAGCUACGACUCCCUCGCCCUGUCUGAGUUACCGGGACUCUUUGAUUGUGAAAUGCUGGACGCUGUGGAUCCACAACACAAUGGGUAUGUCCUGGUGAAUUAAUCUCAGCCCAGGAAGUGAGGUGGGUCCAGUGAAGGAAGACUGUGUCUUUCAGUUUUUAUUCCAGCCUUUUAAAUGUAAAGCUCAUUUUUUUUUGCCCUCUCCCUAAUGGGGGAAAAUUCAAGUCACCCAGCCGGAAGCCGAGGGCCUGGCUGGGGUGGGGGUUGCUUCCUCCUGGUUCUGUCCUGCCACUGAGCUUUCUGUGGCAGGUGCUGGAACCUAGAUGUAGUUCUGAAGCUCAUGUCCUUGGGUUAGUGGAGCGAGUUCCCAAGAGAGGAGGCACCAACACAUGUUUUUUAUGAGAUGACGACAUUCAGACCCAGGUUUCAUGCAGAAUUGAUACCAGUUCACUUUCAAAGGGAAACCUUGGUCAAAACAAGAAAAAAAUAUAUGUAUCAUUGCUUAUAUAAAUAGGGCAAACAAAAGGCAAUAUAUUUUCACUGAAGCCAUGCAAUAACAUAUAGCUUCAAGGCCGAUCAAGAAUACAUAAUGGAAUCUGAUAUGCAGGAAAUAAAGGAAAGCUACAUUUUGUCAACUUGAGUUCCUAACUGCUGACGCAAGUUGUCCCUGAGGCCAUCCCACAGCAGUGGAGCAUCAGCUGUGCUCUGGGGGCCCCUGACAGCUGACACCAACCCUUCACACCGGCACUUGUUUCCUUUGGGAAGCAAGUGACACACCUCUUCAGAAGAGGCCAGUGGUGACCAAGUGUCAGAGUAUACCGAGGACUAAAAGACGUCAGGAGACCCAGCAGUGGGGGUCGGGGACAACUCAAGCCAGCCUGGAGGGUCCCCGCCCUGAGCCCUGGCAGACAGGCUGUUGCUGUACAGUCCCUUGUGGAGGUGUCUGGUGUGGGGCAGUUGGUCUCCAUAGGACCCCUGGUCUCUCCAGUGUAAUAACUCCUUUGACUUCACACCUUCUGUUGCUAGUUUUCCAAGCUUUGUAUAUUUGGACAGUUUCAUAUAGGGCGUAGGAACCUUAACGACACAGAAAAUGACCUUUGAUGUCCCAUGUGAAGUGGUAGUGCUGUGCCUUUCUCCUCAAGAUCAGACUUUUUUUUGUCCCCCUGUGGAAACCCAACUUUUCAUUUAUAUCAAGGCUAAAUCCAAAGUCACUUCAGAGUUUGUUUUCCACCAUGUGGGAAUCAGCAUUAAUUUCCUUAAAAUCUUGACUUGUAAUAAAAUGUUCAAGUAUUACAGCAAUA